GUUGAUGAGGUCUGAGAACACGUCGACGUACAUACAGAAUCCGCGAUUGUUCUACUGGAGUAGUGCACCCCUUGUUUACAGUAUCAACCUGGGGCUGAAUUUAGUGUAUAUACAAUCAUCUAUGAAAGCAUGCGAGUCUAAUCAAGAGCAUUAGUGACUACACGAAGAAUCGCUUCAUUUUGACAAUACAUCGGGCAUUGGGGUUGUGUUAUAAGCUGAAGUCAGAUGGGGGAGGUGAGGAAACUCCAAAAGAAGUUAAGGCAAAUUGAGAACUUGGAGAUCAAAGUUUCACUCACUCCAGAAGAAAAAAUAAAGGUCUUAAAGAAGGCGGAGCUUCGUUUCAGAUUGGCUGAGCUUCUGCUGCAGCUUUCUGGCCCCCAGCAAACUGAAGGCAUUGUGGGAAAAGAGGAGGAUAAAAUGAAAAGACAAGUGGAGAAGGUCACAGAGCAACAUGUUUCUCAGCCUCCUGCACUGAAGAUAGCACGAGAGGAGAGAAGAGAGAAUGAAGAUGUGAAUGGAGGCAAUACAGGUGGUGGAAGAGAAACGCAUGAAUCUCCAGUCAACUCCAGUAAAGAGGAACAAGAAGAUGCUGAGUUCAGAUUCCGCAAACAAACUUGGGAAAAUGCCAAGUUUCGUCUUAGAACUCUAGAGGGUCACAGUGACAUCAUCACCUGUGUGGUCGCUGUCGACAAUCUUGUGGUUUCUGGCAGUCGUGAUACAACAGUUAAAGUGUGGCAUGUUCCCACGGCAACAGAGCAGCGCAAUUUGGGAGGUCACAGCGGUGGAGUCACCUGUCUCAUUGCACCACCUCCAGAGUACUGCAGAAGACUGGCAUGUGAACUUGACACAGCUGAGAAGGAAAGAUUUGUUAUAAGUGGCUCCACAGACUGUUGUGUGAAAAUUUGGGCAUUGAGCACAGGUCAGUGUGUUAAAUCCAUUUACACCUUCAAUGCCGUUACAAGCCUCUGCUUCAUUCCUGAAGGAGAAGGCUGUAUCGUCUCUGGCUCAGAUGCUGGGAAGCUGCAGGUGUGGAGCUGGAGCUCACAGGAGAACUGUCAGUCAGUGAAUGCACACCUGGACGCAGUCACCACCUUACAGUCCCAGGGUCCUCUGGUUUUCAGCGGCUCCGCUGAGGGACGCGUGUGUGUGUGGGAGGUGUGUGACGAAUGGUCGGCGCCCCUCCGCAGGCUGCACCUCUGGGAGCCAGAAGUCACAGGGUGUGGGGGGGAUGAUGGAGUGAGCGGGAGGCUGAUUCUGAGCCCUCGCGGCGACCGCAUGUUCCUCUCAUGUGGCAGGGCCAGCAUACGAAUCCUGAACUGGAGAACAGGUGUAGUGACCAGACUGAACAAUCACUGCAGCACUGCUGGUGUCACAGAUUGUGUCAAUCAAAUACCAGGCCUUUUGAUUGGCUCUUGUUUUGACCUCACCAAUGGAGAAAGUAUGAUAAACCUGUUCUCUGUUCCCCAUUGUAAGUACCUGGUUUCGCUCACCUCUUCAGAUUUCCCCAGAAUUCUAUGUUUUGCUGCAUGGCUAACAGCAAGCGGGGACCAUCGUUGGGUCACAGGUGGUCGGGAACUCAUAGUCUGGGAGCAGCUUCCUGGAAAUUUUAAAAAGAGAGGCGAUGUCAUAGUGAGACGAGACAGCCGAUUGGACAAUUCUCUUUUGGAAUCUGACAGAGACUCAGAGGAUGACAAAAGUGAUGUGGACGAUGAUGAAAUCUCCAUCCCCCAAGAUGCAUCUGAAACAGAAGAACCCGCAAGUUCUUCAUGGCUGCGUUGCGUUCUUCAGUGAGAAAAAGAGAAUGAGAGAGAGAGGGAAGAAAAAAAAGAGAGAGAGAAGCGGGAGGUCGAACGAGGGUUAAAAAGAAUGUACUGGAAAGGAAGAAAAGGAGGAGGGUGGGUCAAGGAAUGAUGAUGGAGUGUGAGAAAUAAAGUGAGGGGACUGGAGUGGAACAGAUUGAGUGACUGGCAGAAAGGUAGAGGCAGCAGAAGCGAAAGAAGCAACAGACUGUUUUCAGUAUUAACGUUGAUCCAAUAAAUCCUAUCACGUUAUGCGUUUGAGAGUAUUUAUAAUGGUUGGUGUUUCCAUAUAUAAAUAUCUAUUGCAUUGUUCAUCACUGUUGGGCUCCUGUCCAACGCUACAUUAAUGUAUAUUGAUUUCUCUGCCACUGCCUCUUUAAAUAAACAAAUACUUUUUAUUUACUUCAGCUGGUCUU
Molecule: messenger RNA, 2215 nt
Organism: Xyrauchen texanus (razorback sucker)
Lineage: Eukaryota; Metazoa; Chordata; Actinopteri; Cypriniformes; Catostomidae
Exons: 13
Coding region: 226-1791 (521 amino acids)
Molecular function (GO): protein binding
Source: RefSeq, a predicted model, not a curated record